Gongylonema pulchrum is the source of this 245-nucleotide messenger RNA. The record is from the annotation of a GenBank genome assembly. NCBI's taxonomy places the organism in Eukaryota, Metazoa, Nematoda, Chromadorea, Rhabditida, Gongylonematidae.
CCGAAGCUUACUGGGCAUCAGUAUCGUGUGAUGUGGAUGGUAUGCUUGGAGGAUUUGCGCAUCUCCAUUGGCCGGACAUUCUUGAUUCCAGGAAAUUUGUGCAACAUUUGAAAACUAAGAAGCUGCUGACGAACUAUGAGAAAGCGGUGGAUUGUGGCUGUGGCAUAGGACGCGUCACCAAGCAUCUUCUACUUCCACUGUUCAAUUCGGUUGACAUGGUUGAUGUGAUGGAAAGUUUCAUUCAA